UGACCAGCGUCGCAACCAGGCGAUGCACCUCAGAUAGAGCCUUUCUUCAUAAUCUAGUGCACAUCAUAAAACUUUUAGAAGACUUCAGUAUUUGUAUUUACAUCAGAGUGAUUUUUUUUGAAGAAAAUGUAUCUCAUGACAAGGUUUUCAAACGUUUAUCUGAAAACUUACCACAUGUAAAAAGCUUUUUUUUUUAUUGUGACCUACUGAGGGUUUGAGAUCUGUUUUAUUUUUGAAACCAGUUAGUGACAACUCUUUCUGAAAUGAUAAGAGGAAAACCAGACAAACUCGCUUGAUUUGGGUGAAUCUUUCUGCUUGAAGGCACUGACAGCAUCUUUUAAAGCAACAAAGGAGGCAGUCACUGAAGAGGACAUCGAAGGGCAGCCAUCAUGCUUUCACUGGACGAGCCGCUGGACUUGAAGCUACCCUCUGGAAGAACUCGAGGUUCUGUGAUACUGGGAAAGAGGACGUUUCCUUCCUCCGCCUGCGGCCCUCUCAGCGCCUCGCGGCCUCGGCUGCAGUGCACACCGUUUCCCUCCCCUCCCUCCUCACCAGAUUCCCAGUCUUGUCAGGAGCGACCCGGGUCCUGCUUCACCCCCCCAGCCAUGGACCUCAGCCUGUCACCCCACUCUCACCGUGCCCCCUCCCUCUCCCCAUCAUCUUCCUCCCCGUCUUCCCCCUGUCCUUCCUCGCCUCUGGAGUGCCCUCAGGACAGCAGCAGCCCUCAGCCACACCUCUUCUCUCGGGAAGCAGCUCCUCAUCAUCACAGCGCUGAAGGUGGGGCUUCUCAGUGCGGCUAUCCGUUUUACCUCCCCAUCAGGAGCCUGCAGCGGGGCUUCAGCUUUCCCUCCUCCACAAUCAUCAGUCCGCACCGAGAGAAGCCACUCUCCCCUGUGCCCUCCGCAGAUGGUCAGCUGGUCUGCCAAUGGAAGAAGUGUCACYUGCAGUUUGACUCACUGCAGGAUCUGGUCGACCACAUCAACGACUUCCACGUUAAACCAGAAAAAGACUCUGGGUACUGCUGCCAGUGGGAGGGCUGCGCCCGGAACGGGAGAGGCUUCAACGCCAGGUACAAAAUGCUGAUUCACAUCCGAACGCACACAAACGAGAAGCCGCACCACUGUCCCACCUGCAACAAGAGCUUUUCACGGCUGGAGAACCUGAAAAUUCACACGCGCUCACACACAGGUGAAAAGCCCUACAUUUGUCCAUACGAAGGCUGCAGUAAACGCUACUCCAACUCCAGCGACCGCUUCAAGCACACCCGCACCCACUACGUGGACAAGCCUUACUGCUGCAAGAUGGCUGGGUGUUUGAAACGCUACACGGAUCCCAGCUCACUGCGCAAGCACAUCAAGGCCCACGGGCACUUUGUUGCCCAAGAGCAAAGUCCCUCCCCCAGGAUAGGGAUGGGAGUGGGUUUGUCUGGMCACCGCAGUGCGUCUGAGCUGCCCUCUGCAACGGGGGCACAUGUCAUCCUCCCCGGGGCCGCUGCAGCUCUCCUAGCGGGCCUCGGCACGUCGCUGCCGUUCUCUGCUCUCUGCCACAGCAGAGCCCUGGCUCAUCACGGGGCACCCCUGCUUCCUCUGGGUGGAGGAGGGGGCUGCUGCAACUUCGGGCCACUUGGCCUUUCAGACUCCACUCUGCUGCACUUUGGACUCUCAGCUGGAUCAGUGCUGGGGCUGGGAGGCUUGGGAAGUCCGGGGCAGGUACUGAGGAAGGAGCCAGGGGACAGAGAGGAGGAGGAAGAAGGGGAUGAGGGUGAGGCUUUGAACCUGUCUGCAGGGGUGGGACCGCGACAGAGGGAUCCUUUGUCUUGGGUAGUUGUUCCAUCAAAGGCAUUCUUCCUAAAACGUACUGCUGUCAGCUAAGAUAUACAGUCAUUGCAUCUUUUUUUUUCUGUUUGCGUUUGCAGUAAUGUGUUUACAGAGUACACAGAGCAUGUAUGUUUUUGAGAGAUCAAGUCAACUGCAGAGUUAUAAAAGACCUUCUUAGUUAUCUGAUAAGUCACAUCCUGGAUGAUUAACCUAUGAUUCACCACUUUAAUGUCGUUUUUGUCAGUUUGUCUAAGUCGUUAAGACAAACUGUAAACAGUGUUUAUGACAUGCAUGAUGGAAGCCAGGUGAUUAACCUUCAUACUGGCUUUUCAGCAGCCCAGUGUACGAAGUCAUAUUUCUGUUUUUUCCUUCAAAGUGGUUCCAGCGAAAAACCAGUGCUGGUUAGAAACUGAUUUUGUAAAAACACAUGUAGGAACUGAUUUAGUUCUCUGCAGACUUUCUGUAGAGAAACACAGUGUAGAGUCACAGGGUUUUGUCAUUUUUCUUUUUCAAAGAUAUGUUUUAAUGUCAUAAAUAUWCAUUCAUAUUAAUUUCCAAAAAGAACACAAUCUCAUCAUAUCAUGGUCAAAAGUCACAUAAAUAUAAUAAUGUUUAAUAGUAUAGAUAUGGAUGAAUUGAUUCAGGCUGAAUCCCAUUUCACCCCUUCCUUGUUUCAGUUCAGUGGAUUAGGUUGGCCCACUUCUUACAUUUURCAUGUGGUAUCGUCUAUUGUUUGUAUCCAAUCAAAUUAGUUUGGUAAAAGUGAAGCGAUAAGACUGUCAGGCCCUUCAAAUAUAGAUUUUCUAUGGCACAUUUAAAAGAAGGCAAAUGCAAUAUACAGUAUAUUUAAUAUAAUAUAAUUAUUGCAUUUGUCUUUUUUAAUGUAGUAUCCUAAUAUAGUAUAGUAUUGGUAURCAUAUAAAAGAGUAUCCUCAAUAAGCUAAAAAAACAUUUUUUAUUCAUUAAGAACAUUUUAGACACAAUUGUUAUGUCUACCUUGGUUUGUGUCAUAGUGAAAACUUUAACCCAGUGGUUCCCUGCUGAUUAUCCUCAAAGCCCCCCUUUCAUUCAGCUCCUCAUCACUCACUACACCCCACCUCUCCCUAAGAUGCGUUCAGGGCCAAGGAGUAACACUAAGAAAUGGUGAUCAGCCUUACUAACAUCCCUUUUCCUUAUAUUCCUUUAGAUUUUGCAGCAUUUUAUUGCAGACAAUCACCUGUAUCGGAUUUUUUACACUAGACCAUGAAAGAGUUUUAACUCCCUGCAACUCGACUAAUUCUUUCUAUUUUUACUAAGGAUGCUAUGAAAGUCAUUGUAAGAAAAAAAAACCACAUAAUGCAAUUAUGGAAAGUAUUAAAAGUGACAUACUGUUAAUCUGAUGAGUAACGAGAUCAUGCAAUGUACGUUUCUGUAAUUAAGGGUAAAAAAUAUAGGACCAUCUCCUAUAACAAAUGAAAUUUAAUUUAAAUUGGUCUUUAUUUAACAUGAGGCACACUAGCUUUAUUUCUGUGCAGUUAGUUACUAAAUGAAUUUUAAAAUAUUUUAGUACCUGUGAAGCAGGUGUCUGUGAUUUUUUUUUUGUCAACAGUCUUGUGUAAAAGAUGCACCUGAGAGCACACCUCAUCUGUGUGGUUUCAAAUUUCAUAACAAAUUAAUUGGGCCUCUUGUGAAAAACAAGACACCUACUGACUUCUGCUAAUCUAAGGAAGUCACAGAUCAGCUGCUUGGUUGCUUGUUUUGACGGAAUCCUUGACUUAUCUGGUGUAUCUAGUGCAUUUAAAAUGUUUUUGGAGGAGCACAAAGCUGAUGACGUUUCACCAGAAAAAACAGAAAAGAAUAUUGACGCAACUGAAUGUAGGUUUAAGGCUAGCUCUACUGUCUGAUGUUUAUGUUUGCUUCUUUAUUGGUCCGCUAACUUUUCAAAGACAAUGAUCUCAGCAGGAUCAGCCAAGAUUUUUUUUAAAAUCACAAAAUAAAGACAUUCACAAGUUAGACAAAGAUGUGUACUUGUACACGUAUGCUCAAGAUGAAUAUUAAACAGCGGAAACCUCCAAGGGUCUCUCAAAAAUAACAAUAAUAUAUACAGUAUAUAUAUUAACCACAACUCUAAUAAAAUCCACCUGCAUAAUUGCAUGUUGCUGCAUGGUAAAAAUGUUUUAUUUUAUUAUGUGAKUUUGUCCUCAGUUUUUAGUCAUGAAGUUAUAGCAGUUGUCUGUCUGUUACAGUACUGAAUGUGCACUAUUUUUUAAGCAAAUGGUUUGAACAAUUUUUUGAAGAAAAGUGACUGACAAUGGCCACAUGUGGCCAAUAUCAAUAUUGAUUUACUUUGUAUUGUUUGCACAUCAGUUUAUCCAAAAAAGUAUAUUAAAGUUGAUGAAGUGCCUUUUGUUUCAGCUGAACUGUACCACACAGUUGAAACAUGCAGAGAAAUAUUUACCCAGAUGUACAGUGCGUAAGUGUACUUUUUGUUACUUUUUUUUUGUAGAAAGUGUAUGACUUGACAACAGAUGUUCUUUGAACAUCCGGACCAAUUGAAACAAUUUACAUAAACUUAUACAUGUUGAUUAUUUUUACCUUGACGCCAUGUCAAUAAAAAAACAUGAAACAAAUAAAAAAUUCUGGCUGUUA
Molecule: messenger RNA, 4445 nt
Organism: Austrofundulus limnaeus
Lineage: Eukaryota; Metazoa; Chordata; Actinopteri; Cyprinodontiformes; Rivulidae
Product: zinc finger protein GLIS2
Exons: 7
Coding region: 390-1871 (493 amino acids)
Biological process (GO): regulation of transcription by RNA polymerase II
Cellular component (GO): nucleus
Molecular function (GO): RNA polymerase II cis-regulatory region sequence-specific DNA binding; DNA-binding transcription factor activity, RNA polymerase II-specific
Source: RefSeq, a predicted model, not a curated record